AUGAUUGACACAGCUUGGUCUUCGAGGCUGCGUCGUACCAAGAGAAUUACACAAGAAGAACUUGCCAAGCGUCCUGACCCAUUCUUUCUACCGAAUCUCCUUGAUGGCUUUAAAGAGACUAAAUACGGAUAUUUAGCUCAUGACAUAAAGCGACUUUGUGAGCUGCACAAGAACGUCUUGAAUGGUUCUAUCUCACUGGAAGAUAUCAAAAGCACAGAACAGAAGAAACAAGCCAAGUCUGCUCGCAUUCUUAUCACUGACUCCGACGAUGAGUUGCCCCAAGAAUCAGUUACUCCUCUAGAAAAAAGAGUGAAGAAGCUCAAGGCAACCGAGGAAGUGAUUGUUGUAGAUGAUGAUCAUCAUGAGCUUUUGCCCUUUCCUAAAUUCACUCAUGCCUCGGUUCCCAUUUUCGCUAACAAUGAUGCUCCAAGAGACGGUUCCAGUGAUGAUGUGAAGAGCGGAAAUUCCUCAAGUUAUGACGAGGUGGAUUCCACAGAUAAUGACAAUAUAACUGCUCCAUAUCCACACGCAGAAGAAGUAGAAGAACUUUGGAGGCAGAUGGCAUUUGCUGAAGAAUCAUCUAAGGUGACAGUGGAGUAUUCACAAGGUGUUGAUCUCAAACCACUAGAAGACUGUGACCAUUCCUUCAUCUACAAGGACGAUACUGGAGAAGUAUGCCGUGUUUGUGGACUCAUCAAGACACCAAUUGAGAGCAUGAUUGAGGUUGUCUUCAACAAGGUCAGUGAUAACUCACCCUGGUCUAUAUUGGCUUUGUUAGCUGUUGCAAAUCUUUCACUCCUUUCUUUCCUGAUGCAGCCGAAGAGAUCCCGAAGAACUUAUAUGCGUGAACAAGAUACCGAGGAAACAAGCAUGCCAUUCUCAGAAAAAAACUGGUCAUCUUCUCAGACAAACAUUUUGGGAGAGAAAAUGUUCAUCCACCCUAGGCAUGAUAAAGAGAUGAGACCUCACCAGAUCGAAGGAUUCAGAUUUUUAUGCAACAACCUUGGAGCUGAUGAGCCAGGUGGAUGCAUCUUAGCUCAUGCACCGGGAUCAGGCAAGACAUUUCUUCUCAUCAGCUUUAUGCAGAGCUUCAUGGCUAUGGAUCCUCAGGCUAAACCAUUGAUUGUGCUACCAAAGGGGAUCAUCGAGUCAUGGAAGAGAGAGUUUACUCUUUGGGCGGUCGAGAGCAUUCCCCUGCUUGAUCUUUACAGCGCCAGAGCUGAAUCACGGAAGCAGCAGUUAGAAGUUUUGACACAAUGGGUUGAACAAAGAAGCAUUCUGUUUCUUGGGUACCAACAGUUCGCCAAGAUCAUCUGCGAUGAUAACAUAGAUGCGGUUUCAGAAGACUGUAAACGGAUACUGCUCCAUAUGCCAACGCUGCUCAUACUUGACGAGGGCCAUACAUCGAGGAACAAGGAGACGAACAUGCUUAUCUCGCUUGCUCGUGUCAAGACUCCUCGGAAAGUGGUUCUCACAGGUACUUUGUUCCAGAACAACGUUGAGGAAGUGUUCAACAUUCUGAAUCUCGUUCGUCCCAAGUUCUUGAAACGCCCUGGAGCUCGGGAGAUUGUGUCCCGUAUCAUGAGCAAGGCAGAGACACCGAGAGGUAAACAGAUGAACCAUAGUAGCAUCGAAGGGACUUUCUUCGCUGCGGUGGAGCUCACAUUGCGGAAGAGCACAAACUCUUCUGCCAAAGCCAGCUUGAUACAAGAUCUACGCCUAAUGACCCGUGAGAUCUUGCAUUACCACAAAGCAGACUUCAGCGGCUUGCUUCCGGGGCUUGCUGAGUUCACUGUUAUGCUCAAUCUGAGCUCAGUGCAGAGAGAUAAAGUCAAGAGUCUGAGGAAAAUGGAUUUGUUCAAGCAGUUCUCUGUUGGUGCUGCUUUGUACAUACAUCCAAAGCUUAAGUCUUUCUUGGAGGAGAAUCCGUCGAAUGGAGAGAAGGGAUUUGCUGAUAACAGUAAGACGGUGAAGAAGCUUGACAAGCUGCUGAAGGAGAUCAAUGUUAGAGACGGUGUGAAGAUGAAGUUCUUCCUCAACCUCUUAGCUCUGUGUGAAUCAACAGGGGAUAAGCUUUUGGUGUUUAGCCAAUACAUAAUACCGAUUAAGACCCUUGAGAGACUCCUGAGCUCAAUGAAAGGUUGGAGACUGGGGAAAGAGAUGUUCACAAUCACAGGGGAUUCGAGCAAUGAGCAGAGGGAAUUGUCAAUGGAGCGAUUCAACAAUUCACCUCAUGCUAAAGUCUUCUUCGGAUCGAUCAAAGCUUGUGGAGAAGGCAUUUCGCUUGUGGGCGCAUCGCGAGUGCUGAUUCUCGAUGUUCAUCUAAACCCGUCGGUGACUCAGCAAGCGGUGGCUAGAGCUUACAGACCAGGGCAGAAGAAGAAAGUGUAUGCGUACCGGCUCAUAGCUGCUGAUUCGCCGGAGGAAGAGAACUACGAAACGUGUUCGCGGAAAGAGAUGAUGUCGAAGAUGUGGUUCGAGUGGAAUGUUGGAUCAGGAAGAGGUGAUUUUGAGUUAAGAGCCGUUGAUGUUGAUAACUCCGGAGAUGCAUUUCUUGAGACGAUGAAGGUGAGGGAAGAUAUCAAGUGCUUGUUCACAAGUCUAGAUUCUAAGGUAUCAUCAAUGGGUAAAAACAAGAGAGAGAGGAAAGAAGGAGAAGAAAAAUCUGAACACUCUGCUGCCACAGUAUGCGUCUCUGGCUUGCCUUAUUCCUUCACCAACGCUCAGCUUGAAGAAGCAUUCAGCGACGUUGGUCCCGUCAGGCGUUGCUUUUUGGUCACAAACAAAGGAUCAAAUGAACACCGAGGCUUUGCGUUUGUUAAAUUUGCUUUACCGGAAGAUGUUGAUCGUGCCAUUGAGCUGAAGAACGGUUCUAUUGUUGGGGGCCGUAAGGUUACAGUUAAACAGGCUGCGCAUCGGCCUUCUCUUCAACAGCGUCGUACUAAAGCAGCCGAAGGGGUCGCUUUACCUGAUAAUUCCCAGGCAGAGAGUGAUAAGGGCAGUUUAAUCCCUGAGACAGACAAGCAAGUUCCUCCACCCGAGAAAAAAGUAGAGAAGCCGAUUGAGCGCAAACAAGUAGAGAAGCCCAAAAAUAUAGAGAAGCCGAUUGAGCGCAAACAAGUAGAGAAGCCCAAAAAUGUAGAGAAGCCGAUUGAGCGCAAAAAUCCAACAAAGCUUCAUAUUGAUUUAGCUGAUAAAGAAACAUGUUCAGAUAAGCAAAGAGUUGCAAGAACUGUAAUCUUUGGUGGCCUUGUUAAUGCUGAGAUGGCAGAGGUGGUCCAUAGUCGUGCUAAAGAGAUCGGCACUGUGUGCUCUGUCAGAUAUCCCCUCCCCAAAGAAGAGCUUCAACAAAAUGGUCUUACCCAAGACGGAUGCAGGCCAGAUGCAUCAGCUGUUCUCUUUACGAGUGUCAAGUCUGCUUGUGCUGCUGUUGCAGCACUUCAUUACACAGAGAUAAAGGGAAAUUUCAUUUGGGCUCGUCAGCUCGGUGGGGAGGGCUCAAAGGCUCAGAAGUGGAAACUGAUUAUCCGAAAUCUUCCUUUCCAGGCUAAACCUAGUGAAAUCAAACAGGUGUUUUCGGCAGUAGGGUUUGUCUGGGAUGUUUUCGUUCCUAAAAAUCUUGAUACUGGGCUACCCAAGGGCUUUGCAUUUGUCAAAUUCACGUGUAAGAGAGACGCAGAAAAGGCAAUUGAAAACUUCAAUGGGCACAUGUUUAAUAAAAGACCUAUAGCUGUAGACUGGGCUGUAGCUAAGAAUAUUUACAGUGGUGUUGCUGAUGCCGCUACUGCUCCAGCAGAUGGUGACGAAAAUGAAAGUGAUGGGGACAGUGAUAACAGUAGUGUUGAUUUGGAGGAGGUUGAAGAUGCUGUCGAAAGCCACCAAUCUUCAGGAGAUGAUACUGAUGAGGAGGAAGAGGACGGCAGUAACAAACCGAGUGAAUCAGAUGCACUGGAGAAAGAUGCUGGAACCAAUGUGAAUUUUGAAGAGGAUGCAGAUGUUGCGAGAAAGGUGCUUAAGAACUUUCUUGGGUCUUCAAAAGGUUCUAUUGCUUCUCCUGAUGGAGAGAAAAAGGAGUCAGAUAAAAACAAACUUGAGGAUUCGUUAAAUAAGGCUGGCGCUGAUUCUGGUGUCUCUGAACCUCUGAAAUCUAGUAAAACGAAAGUGAUGGCUCCUAAAGUAACGCAGGAUGAUGAGGAUUUUGAGAGAAAGGUAUUCAUAAGGAACCUCCCAUAUGAUGUUAGUAAGGACGAUGUCGAACAGAGGUUUGCUGAAUUUGGGCAAGUUGAAUCGUUAUUCCUAGUUCUCCACUCAGUCACAAAACGACCAACAGGAAAUGCUUUUCUCAAGUUCAAAACAGCAGAAGCAUCAGAUGCAGCCAUUUCAGCUGCCAGCACUGCCUCAGGUGUCGGUAUCCUUCUUAAAGGCAGGCAACUGGACGUUAAGAGAGCUGUGAGUAAGAAAUCUGCACAGGACAUAGUACUCGAAAAGACAAAGGAGAAGAAUCGUGACCAUCGGAACAUUAAUCUUGCUGAGGAAGGUCUUAUUCUUGAUGGUACACCUGCUGCCGAGGGUGUUUCUGCAGAAGAUAUGAACAGGAGACGAACAUUGCAUCAUAAGAAGAUGAAAAAGCUUGAGUCUCCUAACUUCCAUGUAUCUAAAACGAGGCUUAUCAUCUAUAAUGUGCCAAAGUCCAUGAAAGAAAAUCAACUACGAGUGAUCUUAGUUAAAGCUGUUAUCUCACGAGCUACAAAGCAGAAGCCAACCAUCCGACAGAUCAAGUUCUUAAAAGAUCAAAAGAAGGGUAAAGUUGAUACGAAGAACCACUCACGUGGAGUUGCGUUUGUAGAGUUCACACAGCAUGAGCAUGCUCUUGUGGCCCUGAGAGUACUUAACAACAAUCCUGAGACAUUUGGUUCUCAACACCGCCCUGUUAUAGAAUUUGCUCUUGAUGAUGUCCGGACGCUGAAGAAACGAAACGAAAUGCAGCAACGGUUUCAGCAACAACGCACUAGACACGACGAAUCUGAGGAGCAGCAGGCAAAUGGCGAAGCACAGGCAGAGGGCAGCACUGGUCCAAGGGAAGAGAAUGCUACCGGGUUUAAGAAGAAGAGACCUAUGCGCCGCCCACGUGAACAGAGGAGAGAAGAAGCAAAAUCAGAUGAGAAGAGUGUCUCGGUGAAAGAAGAUGCGAGGAACAAGAGAACGACGAAUCCUACACGCACACAAGAACAGCCUUCAAACCAGAAUGGCCAGCGGAUGAAACAACAGCAAGAGUCAACUGAGAAGCCGAACCCGAAGAAGAUGUCCAAAGAUAUGACCGAUGUACCGAGAAAGAGGAAGCUUGGGGAGGUGAGAGGUGAAGAGAGUUUGAAUGGGCAGAGGAAGAGACAAAAAGAGAAACAGAACGAGAAGAAGAAGCAAGGUGGUGGAGAGGUUGUGGACAAACUCGAUAUGUUGAUUGAGCAAUACAGAUCAAAGUUCUCGCAGAAGUCAUCAGCCAAAACCGGCCCACAAAAACAACAGAGUACUGGACAAGUCAGGAAAUGGUUCCAGUCUUGA
This is a messenger RNA of Microthlaspi erraticum, 5559 nucleotides long. The record is from the annotation of a GenBank genome assembly. Lineage: Eukaryota; Viridiplantae; Streptophyta; Magnoliopsida; Brassicales; Brassicaceae.